AUGAUGAAGAUGAUAAGUGGUGUUUCCUUGUUCCGAGCCUUGUUUUCCUGGGCCCUAUUUUUCAGUCAUGCCACUUGUAUCUUUGCCUUGGCCAUGAGCCCUACCCGUACCGUACUGGUGACGGGUGGAGCGGGGUACAUUGGCUCUCAUACCUGUUUGGAACUGCUGAAUGCUGCCGAUGGCCAAUACAAGGUCGUCGUGGUAGAUAAUCUCGACAAUUCUUCCGAAGAAAGUCUCAAGCGAGUCCGCGAAUUGACCAGUUGCAAAGAAGGAAGGUUGGAGUUCCGAAAUUGUGAUAUCCGAGAUAAGGAGGGUCUCAAGAGUGUACUCGACGAAUUUCCAGACAUUACUUCCUGUGUCCAUUUUGCCGGCCUCAAGGCAGUGGGAGAAUCCGUCUCGAAACCAUUAAUGUACUACGAUUGCAACAUUGGCGGAACAGUCAACUUGUUGGAACUGCUGCAAAGUCGCGGCAUUGGCAAAUUUGUCUUUUCGUCGUCCGCCACGGUGUACGGGGAACCCGAAAUGCUACCCAUUCGAGAAGAAGCGCGGUUGCAAGCCACCAACCCGUACGGACGCACCAAACUGUUCAUUGAAGAAAUCCUACGAGAUUGUCACGCAUCGGAUCCAGACGCAUGGAAUAUUUUGAUUCUGCGCUAUUUCAAUCCCAUUGGCGCUCAUUCCUCUGGAAAAAUUGGAGAAGAUCCACAGGGGAUUCCCAACAACUUGAUGCCCUUUAUUGCACAGGUCUGCGUGGGUCGACGUGAAAAGCUAUCCGUGUUUGGGAAUGACUACGAUACUCCUGAUGGAACGGGCGUCCGAGAUUACAUUCACGUGGUAGAUUUGGCCAAAGGUCAUGUUGCCGCGUUGGACAAACUGUACAGCGACGAACUCGGCUGCGAAUCGGUCAAUCUCGGUACCGGUCAAGGGGUCUCCGUGUUGGAUCUGGUCAAGGGCAUGGGAGAAGCCACGGGCAAACCAGUGCCGUACGAAAUUUCACCCCGUCGUCCCGGAGACGUUGCCACGGUCUAUGCCGACGCCUUUCUAGCCAAGAAAUUGCUGGGAUGGCAAGCGGAUUUAGGCGUGCCCGAAAUGUGUGCCGAUACAUGGAAGUGGCAAUCGACCAACCCGUACGGAUACAAAGAAGUCGAAGAGCUUCAAGAACAACAAUAA
This is a messenger RNA of Seminavis robusta, 1170 nucleotides long. NCBI's taxonomy places the organism in Eukaryota, Bacillariophyta, Bacillariophyceae, Naviculales, Naviculaceae. The record is from the annotation of a GenBank genome assembly.